AUGUUGUCUUUAAUAUUAUUGGCGUUUAUCGGCUCAGCAGUUUCGGAGUUCGACCCCGAAAUACAUGAAAAAUUCAUGACGCUACCGAAACAUGAGUUUGUGACUUAUUUCAACUCUCUCAACCGUUCGUGGACUAUCAAAGAUUAUGGUGAGGAUAAAAUUCAGAUGCAUUUUGGUGCUGAAAUCAAACUUGAUCAUGGUCUUCCAACCAUAACUCACGAUAAGGUUAAUUUGCCUAUCAAUUUUGAUGCUAGAACGCAAUGGCCGCACUGUGAAACUAUUAGAGAGAUAAAUAACCAAGGCGGAUGCGGUUCUUGUUAUCUCUUCGGUGCAAUCAACUCUGCCUCUGACAGGACUUGCAUCCAUACCGGCGUCCACGUACGUUUAUCUGAGCAAGAAGGAGACUGCGUAAAACCAAUGAAUGCCUGUAACGGCGGAUCUACGUCAGAUGUACUGCAAUUUUGGGUGCAAAACGGUAUUGUAACAAAAGAAUGUAAGCCUUACAAUGAAUUUGAGUUGGCCAGUUCGAAUUGCAAACAACAGUGCGUAAAUCCUAGCAUUCAGUACAGUCAGGAUAAACAUUUUGGUGAAACUGUUUACCAUGUUAAUGGUGAUCUGGAUUCCAUCAGUGCUGAGGUUGUUAAAAAUGGCCCUGUGGUAAUAGCAUUUAAAGUUUAUGGAGACAUUCAUAAUUACCACGGGGGAGUGUAUGAACACUCAUAUGGAGCGUUUGAGGUAAAUCACGCUGUAAGGCUUAUAGGAUUUGGAGUUGACGAAAGAGGUGUUGACUAUUGGAUUUUAGCUAAUUCCUGGGGACCCGGUUUUGGUGAAGGUGGAUUUAUCAGAGUUAAACGUGGGCAAGCUGCAUUAGGUGUGGAAAGUAUGGUGUUUGCAGGGCUACCGAGAAGAUAUUAA
Molecule: messenger RNA, 915 nt
Organism: Ostrinia nubilalis (European corn borer)
Lineage: Eukaryota; Metazoa; Arthropoda; Insecta; Lepidoptera; Crambidae
Product: cathepsin B-like
Exons: 1
Coding region: 1-915 (304 amino acids)
Cellular component (GO): lysosome
Molecular function (GO): cysteine-type endopeptidase activity
Source: RefSeq, a predicted model, not a curated record